Molecule: messenger RNA, 3106 nt
Organism: Chenopodium quinoa (quinoa)
Lineage: Eukaryota; Viridiplantae; Streptophyta; Magnoliopsida; Caryophyllales; Amaranthaceae
Exons: 5
Coding region: 431-2842 (803 amino acids)
Source: RefSeq, a predicted model, not a curated record
CCUUGUAUUUUGUGUAGUUGGCUACUCAGCUUCAGAAGACUGCUUCUUCUACUCCUUCCUAACUCUUACUCACAGAAAAUGGACCCUUCAACAACAACACCUUUCUUCAUUCUUCCUUCAAACUAACAAGCAAAAUUAUCCCUUAAUUUCCUCUUAAACCCUUUCAUACUGCAGAAUAGCUCCUCUUCUCUCAGUUUGCUGACAAGUUCUUUUCUUCCCUCUUUUUUCUCUCUAUUUAUUGGGUCAAAUUUCUGCUUCUUCAACCCCUUUUAAUUUCCUUGUUUUUCUCACCAAAAUUAAUACCCUUUUUUUCACCAAAGUCAAAAUCUUUUUUGGGUAUAAAGAAAAUUCUGAGGAACAAUUGUAAAAACUUCCCCUGUUUUUUCCUCUGUUUUCCCCUGUUUUUUUUUUUUUUAGAUUGAAUUUUAUAAUGAUGGGUGUUCAAAAGUUGUAUUUUCAUAAAUCCCAAUUCAUUUUUCUAUUCAGGAAAAUGAUUUUAUUAAUUAGGAUUUUAUGGGUAUCUUUCUUUACUCUAUUUGGUAUGACAAGGAAAUGUAUUUUUAGAUUUAUAACUCAGAAAAAGGAUUCCAAUAUUAAGUUGAUUCAACCACAAGAAGAACAUCAAACUAAUGAAAAAAUUGAGGUGGAAAGUAUAAUUGAGGAGGAAUCAGAGCCAGUUCUCAGGUUUCGUUUUCCAACUUUUAAAGAAUUUCUUCAAAAUAAUGAUGUUAAUAAUAAUGAUGCUCAAUCUACAAGUUACUCAAAAUUAUGUGAAAAUCUAGAUGAAAAUCAUCAUGUUGAGUCUAAAGAUGAUUGUGUGAAAUCUGAAAUCGAUACGACUGUGAAAGCUUCCCAUGAAUUCUUACAUGUUGAAGAGAUUUCUAAGCGCGGAAUUGGUUCAGAAUGUGAGGUUUUUGGGAGUGAGAAAAAUGGGAUUAUAUUUGAUGAAUUUCUUCAUGUAGCAAAUGUUAUUGAGGAUAAUUUAAAUGUAAUGAAAAUUGAAAAUGGCGAAGAAUUGUGUGGAAUUUGGAAUGAUUCAAUGAUUAAGGUAAAUGUUGCGAAAAAUGUCAAUGAGGUUCCUAGUGAUGCUAAGUCCUUGGUGAAUAAUUCGACGAAUGAUGAAGAUAUCAUGAAAAAUGGUAGUGAGAUUCCUAGUGAUGCUAAGUCCUUGGUGAAUGGUUCGAUGAAUAUUGAAGAUAUCAUGAGAAAUGGCUGUCAUCUUCCUAGUGAUGAUGAGUCUAUAGUAUCGGAUUUGGACCUAGAUUCAUUGGCUCCGAGCAGUGAGUCCAGCUUUAGGAGUUCGUUUAUUGAUUCUUUUAGUGAUGGAUUCUUGUCUGAUAUUGAUUUCGAGAGGGCAUUUGAGGUUGAUACUUCAAUGGAAUUUGGUUGGAAUGAGGUUAAUUUAACUAAGGAAGCCUUAGAAAAAGAAGACUUAGAGUUUCAAAAUUUGAGCAAAGGGUAUGAAGCUGAUGAUUUCGAUGAUGAGGAUGAUGAUAUACUAGAUGAGCUCAAGAAGUUAGAGUCCAAUUUUGAAGGUGAUGAUAAUGGUGAUUCCAACAAAGAACAUGAAGCAAACAUGGAAACUGAACCCGAAAAGAAACAAGAUGAAGAAAAACAAAGUUCAGGAGAACAAUUAUCUUCAGAUUCUGAUGAGCAAAAUGGGCUUGAAACACAAUGGGAGCACCAAGAUUUAGUAGAACAGUUAAAAAUGGAGAUUAAGAAAGUUCGAGCUAUAGGGCUUCCAACUAUCUUAGAAGAGUCUGAGUCUCCGAAAAUAAUGGAUGAUUUGAAGCCGUGGAAGAUUGAAGGAAAGUAUAAAUUAGGCGGUACAUUGGAUGAAUUAAACAAGUUUUACAAGAGCUACAAAGAAAGGAUGAGGAAAUUGGAUAUCCUCAACUAUCAAAAGAUGUAUGCAAUUGGAUUUCUUCGGCUGAAAGACCCACUUAAAUCAAUUUCGAAGAACAGAAUUUCAACCCCGGCAUUAGCAACAAUUGUUUCCCUUGAUUGCUGGCCUUGUAAGCCGAAAUUAUCAACAGAAAUUAACCAACCAGUUAUGAAGAAAUUCAGCAGAGAACUGGAGAGCGACUUGGAGAUGGUGUAUGUAGGACAGAUGUGCCUGUCAUGGGAGUUCCUUCGAUGGCAGUAUGGUAAGGCAUUGGAUUUAUGGGACACCGAUCCACAUGGUAUACACCGGUACAAUGAAGUUGCAGAUAAGUUUCAGACAUUCCAAGUUCUCCUGACAAGAUUCUUAGAGGAUGAGCGAUUUCAAGGUCCAAGGGUGCAAAAUUAUGUCAAGAAUCGAUGUGUUCAACAAAAUCUUCUUCAAGUUCCUCUCAUUCGAGAUGAUAAUGCAAGGGAUAGAAAGAAAGAAAAAAAAUUCGUCAGCAGCAAAGAUGCCAUUACAAGUUUACAGCUUGUAGAGGUCAUUGAGGAUUCAAUUCGUGUAUUAUGGCGGUUUAUCAGAUCUGAUAAAGACACGACCUACAUAGGUCUGUUGAAAUGUCGAAGAAACUCCAAUGCUGAACUCCAAAACCCAGCAGAUGCCAGUCUCUUAGAUCAAAUUCAAUCCAGUCUACAAAAGAAAGAAAAGAAGCUCAAAGAUCUAGUAAGGAGCGGGAAGUGUGUACUGAAAAAAAUCCAAAAGCAUCAACAGGAAGAAGGUUCAGACAAUGUUUUAUAUUUCUUUUCGCAGGUUGAUUUGAGACUCAUUUCAAGGGUAUUGAACAUGCCAAGAAUAACUACAGAGCAAUUAGUUUGGUGCAGCGAUAAGCUUAACAACAUUCGCUUGGUUGACAGAAAAUUGCACGUAGAUACCUCAGUAGUUUUGCUGUUUCCUAGUUAAUUGGUAAAAAUAAGGAUGUUGCCGAGUUUUAGAUAUAUAGUGAUUUUUGUAUAGUUAGAAUGUGAAUAAAAAGAGGUUUUUUUUAGUAUACCUUUGGAAUACAGAAUAUGAAUAAAAGAGUUGAUAGGAAAUUAGGUAAAAGAUGUACAAUUUUUUGCAUCUUUGCAUAAUUGCAUGCAGAAAUUUUGGAAUGCAUGAUAGAUUGUAUAAGACUUGAUAAUGUACAUCAAAUUCCAAAUAAUAAUGCUCUGGUUGAUCCUGUAA